AUGGCAGAAGAAGUACCCGCCGAUACUGUUACUGAUAUCACUGAAGAUGACAAAACUAAACCCACCGAAGAUACGGAACACGGCAAAGGGGAACAUAUAGAAGGUGAAGCUGUAGAGGGUGUUGAAGGUGAGCAUAUUGAAGGUGAGCAUGUUGAAGGUGAGCAUGUUGAAGGCGAACAUGUAGAAGGUGAGCAAGUUGAAGGCGAGCAAGUUGAAGGUGAACAUAUCGAGGGUGAACAUGUUCAAGGUGAACAAACAGAAGGUGAACAGACAGAAACUGAAGGCGAAGAAAGAGUUUUAGGAGAGGGAGAAGAGGUCAUGGGUGAGGGCUUAGAAGUCGAACAAGCUCCUGAAGUUGUAGAAACAAAAAAAGAGGAGGAAAUGAUAGUGGAAGAAGAAGAGGCAUAUGUUGAACCACCACCACCAGAUCCAGCAGCCCCUUAUGACUUAAGUGAUUCGAAAGAACUUUUAAGAGAACCUUUUUCCUUACGACCUGAUCAAUUAGCCGAAGUAGAACAGCUCUGGGCAUUUUAUCAAGAUUACACUCCAGCUUAUACUGAUAUAGAUAACUACAUUACGAAAAAAGAAUUAAUAUAUAUGCUAAAAGCUCUUAUGCUAACAACCCAUACACCGGAACAAUUGGAUGAGCUCAUAGCAUAUUGUGUUAGGCCGCCACAUCCUAAAGGACAUAUUACAUUCGAUCAGUUUCUCAAGAUGGUGACGAUUCGGCAAAGAUCAAUGGUCAUAGAAGAAGAACUGCGUGCUGCGUUGCAACUUCUUGAUCCUGGAAAAACUGGUUCAAUGGAUCGUGAGUUCUUUAGGGAACUGCUACUUACAAGUGGUAAUAAGAUGACCCCGAAGCAAGUGCAGACCCUCAUCAAAGAAGUAGACAUCGCUAACGAUGGUACUAUUGGAGUAGAGGAUGUCGUUGGCACAAUGGGAAUCGACUUAAACACAGAGGACAUAAUAAUGUUAAGACAAGCGGUGUAUGGAAGAGAUACCCCCGCUGUGGAUGAAGAAGAAGAUUGA
Molecule: messenger RNA, 1029 nt
Organism: Arctia plantaginis
Lineage: Eukaryota; Metazoa; Arthropoda; Insecta; Lepidoptera; Erebidae
Source: the annotation of a GenBank genome assembly